Messenger RNA from Cynocephalus volans (Philippine flying lemur), 387 nucleotides. It is a transcript of the gene CCL27, whose product is annotated as C-C motif chemokine ligand 27. The record is from RefSeq and is a predicted model, not a curated record. Gene Ontology annotation, molecular function: chemokine activity. NCBI's taxonomy places the organism in Eukaryota, Metazoa, Chordata, Mammalia, Dermoptera, Cynocephalidae. The transcript is spliced from 3 exons. Gene Ontology annotation, cellular component: extracellular region. Gene Ontology annotation, biological process: immune response. The coding region runs from base 8 to 367 and encodes 119 amino acids.
GAGAAGCAUGAAGUGGCCCUCAUCUACCAGCAGCCUCCUGCUGCUAUUGCUGCUCCUGAGCCCAGACCAUGAAGCAGCAUUGCCAAUGCCACCCAGCACUACCUGCUGUACUCAGCUCUACCGACAGCACCUCUCAAACAAGCUGCUGAGGAAGGUCAUCCGGGUGGAACUGCAGGAGGCUGAUGGAGACUGUCACCUCCAGGCUUAUGUGCUUCACCUGGCUCGACGCAGCGUCUGCAUCCAUCCCCAGAACCACAGCCUGGCUCGAUGGUUUGAGCGCCAAGGGAAAAGGCUCCAGGGGACUCUCCCCAACCUGAAUUUUGGGCUGCUGGGGAAAAUGACCUGGCACCCCCAACAGCCAAAAUAAUAAAGCAGCAUUGGACAAUA